This is a messenger RNA of Ilyonectria robusta, 5725 nucleotides long. RefSeq lists its product as uncharacterized. The coding region runs from base 293 to 5449 and encodes 1718 amino acids. The record is from RefSeq and is a predicted model, not a curated record. Lineage: Eukaryota; Fungi; Ascomycota; Sordariomycetes; Hypocreales; Nectriaceae. The transcript is spliced from 6 exons.
AUUUGCCAACUCCAAAGCCGCAGCCGUUGUGAGAAUACUGUUGAAGCGCUGACCCGACGGAUUGGUCGCUGGGAUCAUCCUCCCUCCGCAACCCCACGUGAGUUCCGCGGGCGGUGAGGGAUUCUGCCGCAUCAUCUACAAGGGACACAUCACUGCCUACGACGACCUCGAACAGCGGCUCAAGCAAAGGAGCAUCUUUGGACAGCCGGAAAUUUGGGUGCUGAAGCUGCAUGGACUCGAAAUAAAGGUGCAUGCUCACCGGUGAGCUGACACGUGCCCUGGGUAGCCAAAGAUGACGACCCAACUGCUAGCCACGGAGCUGGCCAACCUCAUCCAGGAGAGCAAGAGGAAACACAACGAUCUUCGACAAGCUGCAGAGAAGUCGCUGGAGGAGCUGAAGAAUUUGAGGAACCCUUCCGAACAGACAGCUCCCGAAGAGCUGUCCCAGAAAGUCAACUUUGUCAACCCGUUCAUCAUCGCAUGCGGUACCAAGAAUGCCAAGUUCACCGCCAUCGCCAUCGUCUGCCUUCAGCGGCUCAUUGUCGCCCGCGCGCUUCCCCGCUCUAAGCUAGACCAGGUACUGGAGGCCUUGAUGCAGGCCGCGUCAGCUGGUCUGGACGUGCAACUCAAGAUCCUGCAAGCUCUGCCUUCGCUGUUGCAGAACUACGCCUCCGACCUCCAAGGAAACUUGCUUGUGACUGCCCUGAACAUUUGCUUCACCUUGCAGAGCAGCAAGAAUGCCAUCGUUAGUCAUACUUCCGCGGCAACCCUCCAGCAGCUUGUCGUGUCCGUCUUCGACAAGGUUGUCGCCGAGGACAAAAAGGCAGGCGAAGGGCCCGGGGCCGGAGAGUCCAUGAAUGCAGAUGGAAAGCCCGAAAGCCGUCCCGCUGCACUAGAUGCUUAUAGGAUCUUCAAUGAUCUUUGUCUCAUGACAGAAAAUCAACGCCCCGAGUUCUUGCGAUUUUCGGGGCUUCCGCAAACAUUCGGCCUGGAGCUCAUUGAGUCCGUCAUUACCAACCAUGCCAGCGUGUUCACGAACCACCCUGAGCAGGCUCAGAUCUUGCGUGUGCGAGUAAUGCCGCUCAUCACGAGCGCCCUGAAAGGAAGACCUAAUUUUGCCACGACCGUGAGGCUUGUUCGUAUCCUUUAUACCAUGCUCCGGCGGCAUAUCGCCAUUCUGCCAUCAGAAUGCGGGGAGUCUCUUGCAAUUCUGACACAGCUUCUGGACCAAGACGAUUCACUCUGGAAACGAGCUCUAUGCAUGGAAGUCUUCCGGGGGGUCUUUGCAGAGCACGCCCUGCUCCGACGCAUCUUCUCUAUUUAUGAUGCGAAGGAAGGGGAAAGGGAUGUCCUGAAACCCAUAAUUGCAACUUUUGUGCGGCUCAGCACCGAGAAGCCAGCCGUCAUUGGGCUUGGACACCAAUCGACUAUGCCCACCGCCGAUGCGCAGUCGAAUUCCGCAAUGGCAUCUGACCAGGCCAUGCUGGAAGCUGGAGUGACGGGAAUCAUCGGCGGUUCCGGAUCACCCGAGACAACAAACACUGGCAUCAGUACCCAAUGGAGUACCGUCCGAGUUCCAUUUAUUGACCAACUUGAUAAGACGGAGGCACCUCCUAUUCCGGAGUCAUACAUUUAUAGCCUUGUCCUGUCCUGCAUUUCAUCCGUAUCUGAUGGAUUGGCCAAGUUUAUUCUACCCCUCACCGUGCCGAGCGACACGAGAGGACGACGCAAGCCCUCGAAGGAGAGUGGGCGCGAUUCGCCCACACCAUCCCAGCUCGACCCGGAUCAAGCCUCCAAGGGUAAAGUUGAGAGAUCAGCGUCUUUUAAGAGAAACCCUGUUCCUCUCAACCCACUUGCUUUGGUAGAGCACCCUCUGUAUUCUGAGAUCAAGACGUGUGCUGCCAUUGUUGAUGAGUGUUGGCCCGCGAUUCUCGCAACAUGCUCCACUUUCCUUUAUGCAGCUCUAGAUUCAGAGUACUACCAUGGCCUAGUCCGGGCUUUUCAACGGUUCGCUCAUGUUGCGGGCUUGUUGCAUCUGUCAACUCCCAGGGAUGCCUUCCUGACGACUCUGGGGAAGGCAGCUGUCCCACCUAAUGCCAUUACCGCUUGUCUCAACCUUGGACAACCUCGCCCACAAACCCCAAACACACCGACUGAGACGUCAAAUAGCCUUUUCAGCAAUGCUCGAGGUCUGUUGAGCGUUGAUAGUCUGACACCGGCAACCCCGACGGGAGAGAAACAGCGGCAAGGAUCCCUCGAAGUCGCUUUAGCUACUCUAAACACCCGGAAUCUUUUGUGCCUUCGGGCACUGCUAAACCUGGGCAUCGCCUUGGGCCCAACGCUUGGCCAGGCUUGGAGCAUCAUCCUGGGGACUUUGCAGCAAGCUGAUUUUGUGCUUUUCGUGACUGGAAAGGCCCCGGGAAGGACCCCAUCUCUCAACCGGGGAACUGACCAGGGCGGUGAGAAUGAUGCUACGUUGAUGGCCAAUUUCGGCUCCGAAGUUCGCGCUGUGGAGACGGCUGCAUCUAGAUUGAUUGAAAGUACGAUUGACUUUCCGAACGAAUCUUUCAUGGAGGUCGUGAUAGCAAUUUGCAAUCUUGUCCAAACGGAGUCCGAGCAAACCGAUGCAGUCGACCAAUCCCAGGCCACGAAUAGCCAGCAACUUCAGGCUCCGGCAGCCAAAGCUGCUCGACGACUUUCGGCAGUGUCAAAUUCUGGGUCCACCCAAGAAGACCAAUUUGCGCUGGCAAAGCUUGGCGAACUCGCAGCUAUCAAUAUCGAAAGGUUGUUGGAAUAUUCUCCGACCGAGUCAGGCUGGGCGGCUUUGGUUGGUGAGCUGAUUCGAACUCUGACGUCUCCAACCACGAACUCAUCAGUGAGAACCCGGGCCGCGGAAAUUCUUGUGAGACUCGCACUGGAGGCUGCUACUGUGACAGCUACGUUGCCCGACGAAUCCCGCGGGGAAAUCCAACUCCGGCUGUUAGAGGCCUUAAGAAGCUCGCUAGUGCCACUGCUCAAAGCAGAUCGAGAAGUUACCGUCGCAACCCAUACCACAGACAUUGACAUUCACAAAAUCAUCCUGGAAGGCCUAAAAAGCAUUAUUGAGAGUUGCGGAGAAAGCCUUGUCAGUGGUUGGGACAUCGCCUUUGAGAUCAUCGGUACCAUCUUCAUUACCAAGAAGUUCAACCCUGUCGACCGUCGUGGCUCGCUUGCCAACCCAAUUCUGCUGGAUACCCGGUCCGGAAGGCUCAUUCGAGCCUCGUUCAACUCACUCCAGCUUAUCUGCUCCGACUUUCUGGCCUCCUUGCCAAACUCGUGUUUCUUAAUCCUGGUGGAUACUUUGUACAAGUUUUGCUCUCAAGACGAUGAUCUUAACAUUGCAUUGACGACUGUCACAUUCUUCUGGGUUGUGUCCGACUUUCUCUCGGCAAAGAACGAAUCCCUUGAUAUCACAGCGGAGAUGAUGCAGGGGACCGGAGUGUCUGACCUUGAAAAGAUGGCUGCCGAGCAGAGCUCCAAGGGCUCCGAUGCAGCAUUGUGGAUGCUCCUACUGCUUCGACUGACGACCGUCACCACUGACGACAGACUUGAGCUGCGUAACAGCGCGAUUCAGACACUGCUAAGAAUCUUCGAUGCUUAUGGCGACCGGCUUAGCCCCGAGGCAUGGUCGAUUUGUAUUAAAUCAGUCAUCUUCAAGCUUCUAUCGUCGAUUGAGGAAGAGAUCCGGGCCGCGGAGUCGGACGAGGUGGAUGAGACCGAUCGUACAGAGUGGACCGAGACUGCCGAAGUCGUCCUCAAUGGUAUUUCGAGUCUUCUCGCCAAUUACCUCGACAUCCUCACUGUCCACACUUCCUUUGACCAACUUUGGCGGGAACUUCUUGGGCACUUCACUACUUUGUUGGAGUUCAAGAUUCUCAACAUCAAUACCGCAACUUUCAAAGCGUUGGGUCACGUCUUAUCCCAGACUAGUGAUGAUGGGAAGCCCACUUUCAACAAGACGACAAUCGACGUUGCUUGGGACUUGUGGUCAAGAGGAAUCCCGAUCUCCAAGGCCCCCAAAGGCAAAACUGUGGACAAUCAGAAUUGUCUCAUUGCCUAUGUUUCUGCCCUAUCCGAAAUCUACCGCCUCAUCUAUGAAGGUCUCACAGUGGACAGGGUUCGGAUAAUGCUGAAACUGCUACGAGAAACUCUGGAAGAGGCGUCCAUCAGCGGCUACGUGCAUGACAUUGAGUAUGUCACGCCCCUACAGGCGCAUAUUGUCGAGGCUAUCCAGAUGAUCCGUACGGAUAUUGCCGGUGUUCCCUCUGCAAUGAUUACCCAAGUUGCUGAGUUUGUCAUGUUGGCUUUCAGCCAAACUGAUUCAGAGAAAUCGGGACCGAAGCGAACGUACAUUGCGUUGUCGAAAGCAAGCAUGAAGACCAUGGAGAAACUCAUCUUGAUCCACUUCUCGGACCAGGAUAUUUACCGAAGCGGUGCGUUUUCGGAAGCCAUGAAUGCCCUGUGCAAACCAAUUGUCCUGAAGUAUCGCUUCUCUACCAUCACCAAGUCUACACAACCCUGGAGAUUGGCCACGUCUUCAGUUCUGGUCAUCUUGGAUGCAACUCUUUCGCAACUCAUCGAUUUAGAUAUUCCUCGCAGUAUGACGCAGACCAUUUGGUCCACUAUCGUCGCUAUUGCCGACGGAAUCCUCGGUGCAGACUGCGACCGCGCCACAUCGGAGACAAAUCUCGAAAAAGACGAGUCCUUCGACAUUGAAUCCUUCCAUACGCUUCGGGAACUCAUCAUUCCGGCUCUUGGUUCCGAGGUUGUUUCUGACAAGACUCGGAAGGCCUAUGGGGAAAGUCUUUUCAGGGCAUCCAUCAUUCAUGCUCCUUCGCCGACUGAAGUGGCAAUGAUUAAUGGCACUCAUGAAUUGGGGCUCUCUGCACUCUAUUCUCCACGACCUGGUCGGACAGUCUCUAUUCCGCCAACCAAGCGAACUCGAAUGGCGUACGUCGCCUGUCAAGAGAUGUUCUCAUUGGUUGCUUCCAUCGAUGAGCCAACAAUCGUCAUACAACCACCGACUCCAAAAUCUCCAACCGCAAAGCGCCAUUUUGCAGAAGCUCCCAGCUCGUUGCACAUUCGCAUCGCCAGCACUUCCGCUCCGUUCCUCAUCCUUCGGUGCGCAUUGACUCUCCAGGCCUACAUCGCCGACCAGCCAUUGCGAGGAAAGAUGCCGCAACCCCUGAGCCAGCGGAAGGAGCUCUUGUGGAUAUUGCGCAAGUUGGUCGACCUUAAGAGCGAGAGUGACGCAAUUCCAGAGUUGAGUGGGGUGGAGAGUGAGAGCAGGAAGCACUUGCUGAGGUUGUACCCUCUGAUUGUACGAGCAUCAGGGGUGGUUGGAGAUGAAAAGGUGUUGGGAUUACUUAGAGAAGCAUUGGAGGUUGUGGGCGGCGAGCUGGGAGUUUAAGGGAUUUGAUUAGAGCCUAGUCUGUAUUAAGCAUAUGCACAAACAUCUCAACGCUGGUCUGAUGUCUGUAUUUCAGCUGUAUUUCAGGGAUAUGUCGACUAGUCGUAAGCCUGCUCGAUGAACUGAUAUUCACUACUUUGGGUGCAAUGUGUGGCACAUGAAUAUUGUUGUUUCAAGGGCCAGUCAAGUGACCGUAGCGGGUCAAGAAUUGACAUCUGACUGUCUGGAUUCCCUGGAUCUCUGCUCAAAGUAUCGCGCAUGUGAACUAUCUCUAGA